This is a messenger RNA of Exophiala bonariae, 537 nucleotides long. RefSeq lists its product as uncharacterized. NCBI's taxonomy places the organism in Eukaryota, Fungi, Ascomycota, Eurotiomycetes, Chaetothyriales, Herpotrichiellaceae. The transcript has a single exon. Bases 1 to 537 code for a protein of 178 amino acids. The record is from RefSeq and is a predicted model, not a curated record.
AUGUCAGCCAUGAAGAGCCUCCUACUUCUCCUUCCAAUUCUCCGCCUCGGCGCCGCACAGCAACCCAGCGUCAGUGGAGUGGUAGCCACAUCGACCGUGACCGCCACCCCUGUUGUCGUCAACGGCGACAGCACCGGCGUGGCCACCGCAACCAUUGAGCCGUCCAACUCUGCCAUCAGCGUCUUCAGUGGCAGCGGCGCCGGGGGCACAGCCGCUGCACCCACAACCACCAUCGACUUCUCGGUGAUCUCAGAGAACGGCACCGUCAUCACCCUCACCUUCACCGGGUCCGUCGAUCCUUCCGUCAACAGCACUGUCUACGUCACCGGUGCGGGUAAUGCCACCACCACCACCGCCUCGUCCAAGGGCUCUGGCACCGCGGUCAAUGCUGGUACUACCACUUCAAGCCGCUCUGGGACCGCUUCCACCACGGGCACUGGCCCGGCGCAGUUCACCAAUGCUGCUCCAACUGCUGACGUCCAGUUCGGACUCGGCCUCUUGGGCUUCGCUGGGGCUGCUGUCGCUCUUGGUCUGUAG